GGGCUGGCUGCUGGGAGGGAAUGUGGCUUUGUGCUUGGAAAACAAAGAACAGAGCUUGGGGCUGACUUCUCCUGGGGGUGGGGACCGGCCCAGAGGCUGCUGACAGGCCCAGAGGCUGAACUACAGGGCAGGGCUUGGCAGGAGCAAGCUGUGGCCCCAGACAUCAGGGAAGACCCAGGAGGCCCCAAAGGCCCUGCUACUGAGGCCCAGCCCACCCCGGCUGGAGGUGGGGGCCCACCAGGAUGAGUAAGCUGUCCGGGGACCUGCUGGGCCGCGACCUGGAGCGCAGCCUGCCGGCCGUGGCCUCCCUGGGCUCAUCGCUAUCCCACAGCCAGAGCCUCUCCUCGCACCUCCUCCCACCGCCACUGCCGGAGAAGCGCCGGGCCAUCUCCGACGUCCGCCGCACCUUCUGUCUGUUCGUCACCUUCGACCUGCUCUUCAUCUCCCUGCUCUGGAUCAUUGAGCUGAACACCAACACAGGCAUCCAAAAGAACCUGGAGCAGGAGGUCAUCAACUACAACUUUAAAACUUCCUUCUUUGACAUCUUUGUCCUGGCCUUCUUCCGCUUCUCCGGACUGCUCCUGGGCUAUGCCGUGCUGCGGCUCCGGCACUGGUGGGUGAUUGCGGCUCCGUCUUUGCUCUGUCUGUUUGUCUCUCCCUCCCCUGGGCAGGUCACCACACUGGUGUCCAGUGCAUUCCUCAUCGUCAAGGUCAUCCUCUCUGAGCUGCUCAGCAAAGGGGCCUUCGGCUACUUGCUCCCCAUCGUCUCCUUUGUCCUCGCCUGGCUGGAGACCUGGUUCCUUGACUUCAAAGUCCUACCUCAGGAGGCUGAGGAGGAGCGAUGGUACCUUGCUGCCCAGGCUGCUGUUGCCCGAGGACCCCUGCUCUUCUCCGGCGCUCUGUCUGAGGGCCAGUUCUAUUCACCCCCAGAAUCCUUUGCAGGAUCUGACAAUGAAUCCGAUGAAGAAAUUGUUGGGAAGAAAAGCUUUUCUGCCCAGGAACGGGAGUACAUCCUUCAGGGGAAGGAGGCCAUGACGGUGGUGGACCAGAUCUUGGCCCAAGAAGAGAACUGGAAGUUUGAGAAGAAUAACGAAUAUGGGGACACUGUGUACACCAUCGAGGUUCCCUUUCACGGCAAGACCUUCAUUCUGAAGACCUUCCUGCCCUGCCCCGCGGAGCUGGUGUACCAGGAGGUGAUCCUACAGCCUGAGAGGAUGGUGCUGUGGAACAAGACUGUGACCGCCUGCCAGAUCCUACAGCGAGUAGAAGACAACACCCUCAUCUCCUAUGAUGUGUCUUCAGGGGCCGCGGGUGGCGUGGUCUCUCCCAGGGACUUUGUGAAUGUCCGACGCAUCGAGCGGCGCCGAGACCGAUACCUGUCCUCCGGCAUCGCUACCACGCACUGCGCCAAGCCCCCAACGCACAAAUACGUCAGGGGAGAGAAUGGUCCUGGGGGCUUCAUCGUGCUCAAGUCAGCCAGUAACCCGCGAGUCUGCACCUUCAUCUGGAUCCUUAAUACAGAUCUCAAGGGCCGCCUGCCCCGGUACCUCAUCCACCAGAGCCUCGCAGCCACCAUGUUCGAAUUUGCCUUCCACCUGCGGCAGCGCAUCGGAGAGCUGGGUGCCCGGGCAUAAGGGUGCCUCCUCGCCACCCUGCGGGCCAGGGUCCUGUCGCCACGGCCUCCAGAGCCAGAGGGGGCACUGCUCGGGCUUCCCGCUGCCCACUGAGGACCUGGCCUCGGCAGUGGGGAGGGGGGAGCUUCCUCCACAGCAGCGCUGUGACCUGAGCUCCUGCCCUACACCGAGCCUCACUGCGCCUGGGGGCGGCCAUGAGCCGGCUGAGGGCUCAAGCUCUGGGACUCUGCCGCUGCGCCGAAUGGGUCUUUCCUGCCAGUGGUUACACGGCCUCCCUGCCUCUGAGAGGAAGAGACCCACUGUCCCCUACCUGGCCCAGGGUGGGGUCUGGAAUGGGAGCCACGGACUCAGCGGGAGAGGACCCUGGGCAGGACCGAAGUUGGGGCAGCUCAUCCCCAGUGUGAAGGUGUGGGAGCUCCGCGCUCAUCAUGGUUUUUUAGGAUUAUUUAAAGGGUCUGGGACCUUCCUCCACUUGCACUUCCACUUGUAGGGGUGUGGGUGGCAGGUGGGGGUGGUGGGCACUGGCAGGGAGCCUGCGCCUCCCAGGUUCUCUCCAGGUUGCGGCCCUCCACCCCCACCCCCCAGUGCCUCCUUGGGGACCUUUGUAAUUUGAGCCAAUUAAAAACAGGAACUCAAAAAACA
Messenger RNA from Capra hircus (goat), 2276 nucleotides. RefSeq names its product StAR related lipid transfer domain containing 3 (gene STARD3). The record is from RefSeq and is a predicted model, not a curated record. Gene Ontology annotation, cellular component: late endosome. Lineage: Eukaryota; Metazoa; Chordata; Mammalia; Artiodactyla; Bovidae. The transcript is spliced from 15 exons. Gene Ontology annotation, molecular function: cholesterol transfer activity; cholesterol binding. Bases 243 to 1634 code for a protein of 463 amino acids.